Messenger RNA from Phalaenopsis equestris, 549 nucleotides. RefSeq names its product L10-interacting MYB domain-containing protein-like. The coding region runs from base 1 to 549 and encodes 182 amino acids. The record is from RefSeq and is a predicted model, not a curated record. The transcript is spliced from 3 exons. NCBI's taxonomy places the organism in Eukaryota, Viridiplantae, Streptophyta, Magnoliopsida, Asparagales, Orchidaceae.
AUGGGUAAGACAUCUGAAGGGGGUCCCUCUGCAAUGUGGGAUAAAGAAGUCACCAAUAUAUUUUGUGAUCUAUGUUUAAAAGAAAUUGAGCCGAGGAGCAGGCCUACAACGUACUUUAAUAAGGAAGGCUGGAAUAAUAUUGGUAUGAGGUUCAAAGAACUGACUGGCAGAGAUUACGACAAGCUUAAAUUCAAAAAUAAAUGGGACCAAUUAAAGAAGGAAUGGAAAAUAUGGAAGGAGUUGAAACGUGGAUCUACAGAUCUGGGUUGGGAUCCGAUUAAACGGACAAUUGAUGCUCCCACUGAAUGGUGGACUGAGAAAUUGGAGCAAAAAGGGAUGCCAGAUGAAUUUACCCCUGAACCAUUGACACCUGAUGAAGAUGUGUGUAGCAUUAAUCAGAGAGAUACGAGGGACUCUAGCACAAUAAAGAGGCCCAAGGUUGCUAAGAAAAAUAAAGAGAAAAAACAUGUUUUGAACACCUCCUUCGAUCGUUUGAUUGAAGCAUUUGCAGAUCUACCUAUCUCUGAUGCAAGCAUAUUAACUGUCUGA